AUGAACAGUAGUAAUAUAACAACAAAUAUUCAUACAAGUUCAAAAGAAAUUCAAACUUCGCAACAUUUGAAGAAAGCUGAGAGAGUUGCAAGUUUUGAGCGAGAUGUUUGGUCCAUCUUUACACCAUUGGCUGCACAACUCAAGGCUGUUAACUUGGGACAAGGCUUCAUGAAUUAUCCUCCACCUGAUUUCAUAAAAGAUGCAGCAAGAUCUGUAUUUUCAGAUACCGAUAAUAAUCAGUACAGUCAUCCGAAAGGAAGAAUACGUCUAAGAAAAGUGUUAGCAAAAGUGUAUAAACCCUAUUUUAAUAAUAGAAAUCUGGAUAUUGAAACUGAGAUUAUAAUCACAGCUGGCGCGAAUGAAGGCAAGAGAUCAAUUUUUUCUAAACUUUAA
Ambispora leptoticha is the source of this 393-nucleotide messenger RNA. The record is from the annotation of a GenBank genome assembly. NCBI's taxonomy places the organism in Eukaryota, Fungi, Glomeromycota, Glomeromycetes, Archaeosporales, Ambisporaceae.